CUUCCAUGCACUACAAAGCAACUACACAAAAAAAGGAAUUAUUUGAAGAUCUUUAUUGAAGUCUAUUGUAUGAUCUCCUCUAAUCUUCUGGUUUACCAGGCACUUUUGUAAGUCCCCAUUAUAUGUAUGUAUUCUUAGAUUUUUCCACUGAAAAUGAAGUACACACUUGGAAAUAAGUUCCACUGUAAGCAGCUGAAAUAAUUGUUUUGUUAAUUGUGUCAUUAUCUGUAUUUAUAUUGCCUAUUAAUCUUUGCUCUCUACAACAGUACCCUCCAUUCUUCUGCUUAUGCUCUUCAGCAUCACUAUCAAGCUCUGUAGCAGUCCUCUAGCCAGCCUAGAUCUACAUGAAUGCCAGCAAGACAACGAUUAUGUGCAUAUGGAUUGCCAGUUCAUUGCUACAACAUCUGUUAGCAACAGAAGGUGACCUUUAUAAUCCGUGCAUUCUGGACAUGAAAACAUGAAAGGAAGAAGCAGUAGGUGACAUCUGGAGGAGAGAAAGUAUCGAAGAAUGCUGCAAUCCUUUGAGGCAGCAUCAAAGUGGAACUCAUGGACAACCACACUGAAUAUUCAGGUGCUCUGUAUCCUUUACAUCCUUUAUCUCAGAAUGAAAAGACUGUCUGGCAGUUAAGUCAGUUACUUUUUACUAAUGAAUUAAUCAAAACCAGUCAGAAGCUCUGGGGAAAUGAGGAUUUCUGGAUCACUUGCCCACCCAUGCUAUCGGAAUGGAGUCAGAUGAACUUAGUCGAUAAAUAGCAUUACCCCACUGCAAACAGCAGCUCCCAGGAAAUCGCAUGUGCUGAGUUUAAGGCUGACAAAGCAGGGAGCUUCCGCAGACAGGGCCUGGCCAUGGCUGCCAGCAAGAGAAGGGGGUUAAUCUGGGCGUUAGACAGACCGCGCUCUGGAAGAGAAUGUCGAAUGCGGUGACCAAAGCCUUGCCGUCUGCUAGCAGCAGUGCAAGGAUCGGGUGCGCGGGCGGAGCGGCGGGACCCUGAGCUUACGCGGCUCGGUGGCUUCCACGUCAGCAGCGGUCAGCGGCGUGCCCCUUUCCCGGAAAAGGGCUCUGCGAAGGCCGAGGUCCCCUAAGGACUCUGUUCGGCGGGCAGAGGGGCGGCCUUGGCUUCGGCCGCGGGUAGCGGCUGCCGGGCGGGACAGGCCGGGCCGCGGCACUACAAGUCCCGUGAGGCGGCGCGGCGGGGGCCGAGCGGAUCCCUGUGCCGCGGCCGAGGCUGCAUCCGCGGCGGGGCGAGGCAGGGCGAUGCCGGCGGCGGGCUCGGAGGAAGGGUCGCCAGGGGCCGGAGGGGAGGGUGCGGGGCCCGGCGGCGCCUCAGUGCGGGAGCAGGCCGGCCCCGGCACCCCCAAGCUCUGUGGGUACCUACAGAAGCUGUCAGGGAAGGGCCCCCUGCGCGGCUUCCGCAGCCGCUGGUUCGUCUUCGACCCCCGCCGCUGCUAUCUCUAUUAUUUCAAGGGGCCACAAGAGGCGCUGCCCCUCGGGUACCUCGACAUCGCCUCCGCUUGCUUCAGCUACCACCAGCCGGAGACCGGCGCCGCCGCCGGGGAUGAGGCCGCCGCCUUCGAGGUGCACAGCCCCAACGGCACUGUGGCCGUGCUCAAGGCUGCAACUCGUCAGGACAUGACGUACUGGCUUCAGGAACUUCAGCAGAAGAGGUGGGAGUAUUGUAACAACCUUGACGCAGCAAAAAGGGACAGCCGAACUUCCCCUACACCAAGUGACUUUUCCAAAGGUCUUGUUGCCAAAGACAACCCUGAUUUGAGUAUCCUAAGUCAGAAUGCUUCAGCAGAGAGAGCUAGAAAUAUUCUAGCUGUGGAGACCUCCCCUACAGACCUGGUGGGGGAACAAGCAGCUUCCCAACCUGCACCAGUCCAGCCAAGUGCCAUCAAUUUCUCGCUUAAACAGUGGAGUACCGAAAUCAAAAAUUCCAUGUCCUCGCUAAGAAAAGGAAAUAACGACAAUCGCAAGAGCAUCUUUUAUACCACUGAAGAGUGGGAGUUGCUGGAUCCAACCCCAAAAGACUUGGAGGACUCGAUGGCACUGGAAGAAAAGAGGAAGCACCUGGCAGAAGGAAGUAAAGGACUGACUAGUUCAGCUUUUCUGUUUGAAUUUGGCCGCAUUCCGCACAAAUCAAGGCGUCCUUUGAAAGAUAUGAUUGGAUCGAGCAAAAGCCGGAACAGCAGUGACUCUUCUCCAACUGAAUGGUGUGCUGGUAAUGGCAACAAACUAGUCUCUGAACUGCAACUGAAGUAUCAAAGCCAACAAGAAGAGUUGGAAAAGCUGAAGAAAGAUCUUCUGAGCCAAAAGGAACUUGUGCGGCUCCUUCAGCAAACAGUCCGAUCUUCCCAAUAUGAUAAAUACUUUGCAAGUCGUCUUUGUGAGGGGAUUCCCAAAGACAAACUAGAGCUGUUGCACCAAAAAGAUGACCAGAUAUUGGGUCUCAACAACCAACUUGAAAAGUUAAAUCUGGAAAAAGAUAGUCUGCAGCAGGAAGUUAAGAACCUGAAAUGUAAAGUUGGAGAACUCAAUGACCGUCUGGGUAUGUUGAUGGAAACUAUUCAAGCUAAAGAUGAAGUGAUCAUGAAACUCUCUCGUCAACUCAGUGAAUGUGAGGACGUUACAUCCUCUCAAAGUGGAGCAGUAAAUUCUUCCAUGGCCACCUGUACUAAUAAGGAACUACAGGAGCUGGACAGGCUAAAAGACAAUCUCCAAGGUUAUAAGACCCAGAACAAAUUUUUAAAUAAGGAGAUUUUGGAACUUGCUGCUCUACGAAGAAAUGCAGAAGCAAGAGAGAGAGAAUGGCAGGCAAAGCAUACCAGCUUGGAAGCCAAACUGUGUCAGAUAGAAAGUAAAUAUUUGAUCUUACUUCAAGAAAUGAAAACUCCUGUUUGUUCUGAGGAACAGAGUCCUGCUCGUGAGGUCAUCACGCAGUUACUGGAAGAUGCCUUAAAAGCAGAAACAAGUGAACAACCUGAACAAGCCUUUUUCAAACCACACCUGGUCAGUGAAUAUGAUAUAUAUGGUUUUCAGACUGUCCCAGAGGAUGAUGAGGAGGAGAAACUAGUAGCAAAAUCACGAGCUUUGGACCUGAAGUCACUUUCUCUUAGUGAAAACCGAGAGAUUUCUGCAGGAGUAAAAUGGGAAAACUAUCUUGCAAGCACAAUGAAUAGAGAGAUGAUUCGCUGUGUAGAACUAAAGAAUCUUAUUCGAUCUGGAAUUCCACAUGAACAUCGUUCCAAGAUGUGGAAAUGGUGUGUCAAUCUCCAUGUCAAGAAAUUCAAGGACAGCACUGUGCCUGGGUACUUCCAAACCUUGCUUCAAAAUGCUCUGGAGAAACAGAAUCCUGCAUCUAAACAAAUUGAGCUGGAUCUCUUGAGAACUUUGCCUAACAACAAACAUUAUUCCUCCCCAACAUCCGAAGGGAUCCAGAAGCUGCGAAAUGUGCUGCUGGCAUUUUCCUGGAGAAAUCCCGAUAUAGGGUAUUGCCAAGGGCUCAACAGAUUGGUAGCCAUUGCACUUCUGUACUUGGAACAGGAAGAUGCAUUUUGGUGUCUAGUAACAAUAGUGGAAGUUUUCAUGCCUCGUGAUUAUUAUACUAAGACACUGUUAGGAUCUCAGGUUGAUCAGCGAGUGUUCAAGGAUUUAAUGAGUGAGAAGCUUCCACGACUGCAUGCUCAUUUUGAGCAGUACAAAGUUGACUACACUCUUAUAACUUUCAACUGGUUCCUUGUUGUAUUUGUGGACAGUGUGGUUAGCGACAUCCUUUUUAAAAUCUGGGACUCUUUCUUGUAUGAGGGACCAAAGGUAAUAUUCCGAUUUGCCCUGGCACUUUUUAAAUACAAGGAAGAGGAUAUCCUAAAACUGCAGGAUUCAAUGUCCAUUUUCAAGUACCUUCGGUACUUCACACGCACCAUACUUGAUGCCAGGAAGCUGACUGCUAUUGCUUUUGGAGACCUGAACCCCUUUCCGUUACGUCAGAUCAGGAACCGGAGGACCUAUCAUCUGGAGAAAGUGCGUCUCGAACUAACUGAACUAGAAGCCAUUCGCGAGGACUUCCUGCGUGAACGAGAGACCUGUGUAGAAAAAAGAGACCUUAUUAGUGAUGAUGAGGAGGAUAGUUGAAACUACUCAACAAAAACUUCUCUUUGGACUUGUGACCAAAGUGAGUUAACCUCCAAAACACUUUAUAAAUCCUGUCAAACAGAAUGUAAACUAGAUGCUUUUGGAAAGAUGCAGGACAGAUUUCCAAACCCCAGCACUUUCAGAAAUACUGCUUUGUAUGGAGGCCAAACACUCUGUUUACAUUUACAUUCAUGGAAUUGUAUGUAGAGCACUUAAUACCAGUCUCAGUUUAGUCAGUCAGCCAAAUUGCCAGUUCUUUUCCUGC
This is a messenger RNA of Pogoniulus pusillus (Red-fronted tinkerbird), 4397 nucleotides long. RefSeq names its product TBC1 domain family member 2B (gene TBC1D2B). Bases 1256 to 4132 code for a protein of 958 amino acids. The record is from RefSeq and is a predicted model, not a curated record. The transcript has 15 exons. NCBI's taxonomy places the organism in Eukaryota, Metazoa, Chordata, Aves, Piciformes, Lybiidae.